AUGGCGUCUACUUCUGCAAGCGGGAGUAAAGGAAAGGAGAAGGUUAUGGACGCUUUUGAUGAGCUAGCACCAUCUCCACAUAUCCCUGCCUCAAUACCCAUGAAAAGACCUUCCUACCAUGUUUUCAUCAAUCAUCAUGGACAAGACGUCAAAUCCACCGUAGCUAGCGUUCUCUAUGGCAUGCUCACCGAAAGGCAACUCUCAGUUUUUUUGGAUAAACCAGAGUUGGAAUAUGGUGAUUACUUUCCCCAAACAAUACAAGCAGCAAUGAGCAGUGCUCUGGUGCAUAUAGCUAUUUUUUCCCAGAGGUAUGCAGAAUCAACCUGGUGUUUGGCAGAGUUGUCGUUUAUGCUGAAAACUGGCGCUACAGUUAUUCUUGUGUUCUACCAUGUAGAUCCUAGUGAUCUCAGACGGGUAGAUCAAGGAAAGUAUGUUAAUGCCUUUCAGAAGCAUAAACAGGAGGGCAGAUACAGCCUAGAAAAACUUGAGGCGUGGAAGAAGGCACUCCACCAAGUCUCAUUUUACACCGGCCAAAAAAUUGAAGCUGAAGAAGAUGAGAAUAGGCAGCUGAAGGAUACUGUGGAUAUUGUAUUGAAAAAAAUAAAUGAGCCAUUAAAGGUUGCAGACCAUCCAGUAGGUAUGAAAGAAAUAGUGGAAGACUUUGAGAGGAGUUCAACCCAUUCUGAUGAGGGUGUACAGAUUAUUGGAAUUUGGGGCAUGGGUGGUGCUGGCAAGACCACUCUUGCAAAAGAGUUAUAUAACAGAAGAUCGUCUUCAAUUGGAAGGUCCAGUUUUGUGUAUAGUGUUCGAGAUGCUUCAGACAACGGCUUAUUGUAUCAUGUCGACCAAUUCGAUGCUUUAUUGCCUGAAAAAGACAGACUUGCAACAGGUAGUCUCAUCAUUAUUACCACAAGGGAAUAUGAUGUCCUUAAAUCUUGGGGCAUCACUUCUGUGCUUGUUAGACAGUUAUUAGAGGCUUGUCAUGGAUUACCUCUAGCUCUUAAAGUAAUUGGAGCACAAGUCUUUGGAGAGUAUAGUAAAGAAUGUUGGGAGUCUUUGUUGGAUAAGAUUACAAGGAUUUUGCCUAUUGAUAUCCAAAGAAUACUCAAAAUAAGUUAUGACACUCUUGAUGAUGAAGAAAAAGAGAUGUUUCUUGAUGCUGCAUGUUUCUUUAUUGACGAAAACUGCACUUUGCUCAUUGAAAAAAGUAUUAGCAUUCAAGGAAUAAAGGCGAGCUCAAUUCAAAUAAUGUGGGGCGAUUACAUGAAAGAAGAGGAGCGCUUGCCAGAGACGGUAGGAAAAACUGGCAAGGAUGACGAGUCUCGUGUUAGCUGCAUGGACGGGAAACUAAUGGUCAAGACAAAUGGAGGAAUUUGGCAGCUCUCACCCUCUUUAGUUGGACUUAAAUAUUUAAUAACUAGUGGAAAUUCUUUUUGUGAAGUAAUGGUUGAAGUAUCAAGAGAGCUGGUCUGGCUUCGCUGGUUCCAAAUCGGGCAGCGAAAUCUUCCUUCUGGGCUUUCAUUGAAAAACUUGAGGGUUUUAGAACUAUAUGAAAAAAAUGAUAUGUUUUUUAAGAAAGCGGAACAUCACUUAGAAAAACUGUGGGGAGAGACUGAGGGCGAGGCCCCUGUGCAGUUAAGGGAGUUGAUUAUUUCUCAUUGCCGAAACUUUCAAGGUUUUCCAAAAUCUAUAGGGCAUCUCAAACAUUUGAAAAAGAUAGUAAUCAUUGCAAGCUGGAAUGUUAGGAGUCUGCCAAAUGAGUUUUGCCUUCUGCAAUCGCUGGAACACCUGGUUUUCCAUUGCCCAUUGCUAUCACUACCCAACAAUUUCGGCAAUCCGAGCAAUCUGCGGUAUCUAAAUUUGGCCGAUUGUAGCUUUGAGAGAUUGCCCGUUUCUUUGAAAAACCUGAUGCUCCUGGAAUAUCUAAAUUUAGAGUUCUGUUCAUUACUCGAAUUCACGUCAGAGGACUUGAACUUUAUGGAAAAUAUGACGAAGCUCGAGUUUUUGAGUCUUUCCGGGUGCGAGGAAUUGGAGGACUUGCCUCGUCACAUAACAACUCAGGCAUCUUUGAGAGAGCUCUAUUUCAGCGAUACCAGUUUAAGGGAGCUACCAAAUAACAUCGGUCAACUCAGCAAGAUGAGAAAGAUGGACGUUACAGUGAUGUCGACAAGCUUGCCGACCUCUUUUGGAGGUUUGUCUUCCUUGACGCAACUUGCAAUUAAAUCUUGUCCUAAGCUGGAGCGUCUACCUGACUCUUUUGGAGGUCUUCCUUCCUUAACAAUUCUUUCAAUUGAAGAUUGUUCUAAGCUGGAGGGUCUACCCGACUCUUUUGGAGAUCUGUCUUCCCUGACGAAUCUUGAUAUUAAGCGGUGUCCUCAGCUGGAAAUUCUACCAGAAUCAAUUGGUCAACUGAAUAAUCCUCUGAAGCUGUCGAUAUGCAGUUGUCCAAUUAGCGAAUUGAAUUUUGGGACGGCAUCAUUAACUUUUGGACCGAGCAAAGUGAAGGAUAUACAACUAAUUGAAACAAAAGUGUGCAUGAUUUCAUUUUCUGAAGACUGUUGUCCCCACUUGAAGAGUCUUUCUAUUUCUGACAAUCAUCAUUUAAAGGAGAUCGAAGCUCUGCCGAGGAAUCUCGAGUCAAUAACUUUGAAAGACUGUGAAAUGCUGAAGAACAUUCCAAGUUUCGCACAAUUAACUUCUCUCAGAAAAUUUCAGUUAUUUGGCUGCUACGGGAUUGAGAAAAUCGAAGGUAUAGAAAAUUGCACAGGAUUGACAGAGCUGAGAGUUGACACGUGCUGGGAGGUGCCGGGUAUAGAAAGCUUGGAACACAUGCAGAAUUUGAAGGAGCUGGAAUUCCGGGCAAACAAGGGAUCAGUUAUUGAACGUUGUAUUCAAACGAUACAGAAAUGGCCAGAUGAAACAAUAACAAUAUUUACGCGGGCACUCCCUCAGGCGGCCUCAGUUUUAGUCUCUUUAGUGUCUCCGAACCUGGUAUCUCAAUACAACGUUCUCAUCAUAAAGCUUUCACAGCAGAGGAGUUUCGCAUCGGGUAGGAGAACGGCGGAGAAGAGGACAAGGUGGAGCAAGGUUUUGGUGAAAUCAGCUGGAAAUUCGUUCUGUGCAUGUCGUCCUUCUGAAUGGAACCGGCUAUCAUCGCCGUAA
This is a messenger RNA of Cryptomeria japonica (Japanese cedar), 3162 nucleotides long. Its product is annotated as disease resistance protein RPV1. The record is from RefSeq and is a predicted model, not a curated record. NCBI's taxonomy places the organism in Eukaryota, Viridiplantae, Streptophyta, Pinopsida, Cupressales, Cupressaceae. Gene Ontology annotation, biological process: defense response; signal transduction. The coding region runs from base 1 to 3162 and encodes 1053 amino acids. The transcript has 10 exons. Gene Ontology annotation, molecular function: protein binding; ADP binding.